AUGCAGACAUAUAUGAGAAGGGAUGUGAGAGUGAUUUUUGAUUUUAGGCGGAAGAAUUGUCUGUUGGCUAUGCCGUGUUGCAGCGUCAUUUCAGGGAUGAGUUCGGGAGCCGUGUGUAAGCAGAAACGUUACACGACAACAUUUGAUAAGAGACCCGCGGCGGCCUCGAAGCCGUUGCGUCCAGAUCUCGUCGAGACGGAGCGUUUCUUCUUACAACGUCUUGCGGGAUCGAAAUGUGAGGCAUCACCUUUUUCGUCGACUCCCACAUCAUCACAGACCGCCAUAAAGACGGACUUGUCGACGUUCCCCCCUCGCAACAUUCCGUCGAGCAGAAGAGAUGAUGUACGAUUUCAUCGACGCCUCAGCAGCCGCUUCACGAGUCAGUGUGACCAGGAUAAGUCAUACGGCAACGCAGAGAUGGCGUUCCACACGAUUCACAACGACGUUCAGAUGCGUUUGUGUUGGGCACGGGAGGCGCUACGAAUUAUACAAGAGGCUUUACUGCAGCCGUCACACGUGUCAAGGGCCGUUCCUCGACGUCUUGUGGUGCUUGUGUUGUAUUCGCACACGCGGCACAAUGCUGCUGUGGGGCUUCAUAUGGGAUGUAUCUGUGAUCAUGUCAAGGCCAUGCUCGCCGAGCGUCACGAGGAGGUUCUUGGUGUCUUGACAGCUGCUGUAGGCGUCAAGUGGCGGAGUCUUGCGACUGCUGGGACGAGUGCUAUGAGCCACAUUAAUAACGAUAAUAAUAAUAGUAGUGACUUGGCAUUUCAUGAUGACGUUUUGUGGUAUCCCAACGGAGGUCUGUACACCUUCAAUGCCCUGUUGCAAUGCCUAUGUGGAGUUGGAAUUGAAGCAGAUGCAGAGGACAAGAAACGGGAGUCUCUUCAGUUACAUCGAAAGAUUUUAAUUAUAUCCGAGGGAUGGUUUCACGUGCGCACGGCUGCGGAACUGCAUCAGCCGCCGCAAACGUUAUCGGGGAAAUUUGCCGACACGGUGAAUGUGGAGCCACUCCCAUUUGUGUUGGGCAGCGCACACAGUGAGGAGGAACUGCGGCAGUUCGCACGCUACGCAGCCUGUCGAGCUGUAGCUCUAUGA
Messenger RNA from Trypanosoma cruzi, 1095 nucleotides. RefSeq lists its product as uncharacterized. The transcript has a single exon. Lineage: Eukaryota; Euglenozoa; Kinetoplastea; Trypanosomatida; Trypanosomatidae. The coding region runs from base 1 to 1095 and encodes 364 amino acids. The record is from RefSeq and is a predicted model, not a curated record.